AUGGCCCAAGUGUUUGACAGUAGUGGCCUCUUCACUCCAGGGCCUCCCUCCCUCCCUGCAGAGGCGGGCUGCAGAGCCCAGCGGCUAGCUCGCAGCGGCAUCUCGCUGGUGGUCCUGGGCCACUUGACCUUGGUGCUGGGGGCCAUCAUCCACGGCGCCCUCCUGCGCCACGUGGCCUGGCCCGCGCACACCAUCACAUUGGAGUACGCCAUGGCUAAUGUCGUUGCGGUGGCUUCUGGGCUCUUGAGCAUUGCUGCCGGCGUCCUGGCGAUCCUGGUGUCCCGGAGCUUCUCCCACCGUUACCUGCCUUGGAUCCUGGUUGUUAUCGCCCUGGCAAAUGUCCUGAUCUCAGGAGCCUGCUGCGUGGGGCUGGCACUUGCCAUCUCCCUCACUGUUGUCAACAGUGGCCGUCAUCUCUUUACCGGUUGCAACAGUUCUGCCCUUCCAGCUGAUGCCCGCACUGUGAUAACAAACGAGUGCCCUUUUGACACUACCCGCAUCUAUGACACAGCCCUGGUCCUCUGGCUUCCUUCCUUGUUGAUGGCAGCAGUGGAAGCCGGUUUGUCUGCCUGGUGUUGCAUAGCCUCCCUCUCUCUCUGUGGAAUUGGCCCCUCUUCAGCCUCCUACAAAGUGGCCCUGCUUCAGGCAGCUGCCCCACAGGAGGUGGCUGCUGAAGAAGGCUCUGAAGGGGAGCCUCACCACCAGCCUCUGGUUGAAAUGGACGAGGAAGAGUGCUGCCUUUGAGAGUGGAGGGAAGAGAGUGACCCACUUUUGCUGCUAGACUGUCCUUCAUGUUCUUGCACGGACAGAUGGGCUUGUGUUCAAGGUGCAGAGCUGGCCAGGCAGGAAUCUCUCCCAAAUUGUUUUU
Rhineura floridana is the source of this 868-nucleotide messenger RNA. RefSeq names its product keratinocyte-associated protein 3-like. The transcript has 2 exons. Bases 1 to 744 code for a protein of 247 amino acids. Lineage: Eukaryota; Metazoa; Chordata; Lepidosauria; Squamata; Rhineuridae. The record is from RefSeq and is a predicted model, not a curated record.